This is a messenger RNA of Pelmatolapia mariae (spotted tilapia), 5160 nucleotides long. RefSeq names its product CRACD-like protein. The coding region runs from base 250 to 4062 and encodes 1270 amino acids. Lineage: Eukaryota; Metazoa; Chordata; Actinopteri; Cichliformes; Cichlidae. The record is from RefSeq and is a predicted model, not a curated record. The transcript is spliced from 16 exons.
UGUUGGAGAGAAUAGGCGACGCGCAGAAACCACAAACCGGAGGGGAAGGAGAAUGCAUUGUGCUGAGGGUGAGUGAGGAAGCAGAACCGGAGCCAGCCGAGGGAAAAGGAGCGGUGGAGAUGAGGAAGGGGAUGGAAAGAAUAGAGAAGAGAAGCAAGGCCUCCGGGUUGACCACAAGUCCAGAGAUCUAACUUGGGGCAUUUCAGCCGAGUGGAGGCUUUUCUGGCAUCACGCAGUGACAGUGCUGCCAUGGCAUCAGGAACUCCAGAUGUGACGACCAAUCAGGAGCCUGCUGAAGUCCAGGAAGAGUGCUCAGGAAAGAAAAAGUCCAAGUUCCAAACAUUUAAAAGGUUCUUCGCCAGGAAGAAGAGAAAGGAUCCAUCAGCUGCAGGAGCGGACGCAAGCCUUAAAGCCAGCCAGUCGAGUGACAAUGUCAGCAAAGCAUCAGAGAGCAACACACUCACUCGAGCAGAGAAGGAUAAAGGCUCUGGGUCGAAGAUCAGUCUGGGAGGCAAAGCUUUGUCACAUGACUCCGUGUUUGUUUCGGACUCAUCGGAGGCGAACGAGGCUCUGGGGGCAUCGCAGGACAGCAUUCAUGGGAAGGUGAAAUCGCUCCAGCUUCAGCUGAAGCAGGCCAUCAAACUGGGCUCUCCACCGUCUCUGAUGUGUGUGAAGAGGGCAGAAGAUCCUGCGACCAUGUCUGAGGAUGAUGGCCUACCCUGCAGCCCACCAGAAUACACAACAGUUCACACGAAUCAGGCUCAGGCGAACAGUUCCAUCAGUCUGGAGGGAAUAGACAGCGAUGAGGACCGGCUGUCCUGCGCAGCCUCCAGCAGAGCAGUGAGCCCCCUGGUGGUUCCAGGAGACUUCAGCCAGCCGGCCAGUCCUUUUGUCUGUCUGGAUAACUCUGCAGCCAAACACAAGCUGGCCCUGAGGCAAAAAGCCAGGAGGAGACCUGCCAGUCGAACAGAGGGGAAAGCAGGGCAAGAGUCUGAGGUGGAGGCGAAGCUGACGACCUCCACAGAGGACCAGCAGGAGGCAGAAGAAGUGGCUGAUGUUCUGCUGAAACCAGAAGUUGAGAGGGAGGAAAAUGAGGAGGAGGAGGAGAGCGAGGAGAAGGAUCAACCACAACAUUCCAUACAAUCCCUGUUGGGAGAUGAGGAGGAGGGAGAAGAUGAGUCCGAAGCCGAACAGGAUGUUUCUCACGGCCCGGACACUUCCUGUCCUCCUGAGCCAAGUCACUCGGAGGAAGAAGACUCCGACAGCCAGCCCCUGCCCUCCUCCAAGCUCAGCUCGAGCGCCUCCUCUCUGGAUAGUCCCAGGGCCACACCAGAGCCCCCUUCUGGCUUGACGGGCACAAGCAUGGCUUCCAGUGCAGCGGAGAGUAAGGAUGUAAGUGACUCUGCAUCUGAAAGUGAAGAAGAUGGGGUCCAGAACCACGGGGAGGAGGAGAACUCCUUCUUACAGGAGGUGCUGAGCUCUUUGAAGACCCCCCUCGUGUCUGCCUCGCUCGAUAUGAAAACUGAGGGCGCUGUCCUGGAGAUAAAGGAGGAAGAGGUCAAAGAAAAGGAGGAAGAAGAGGUAGAAAUGGAAGAAGGAGAGGAGGCUAAGGAAGAAGAGGAAGAGGUGGAUGAGUCCCUCAGUUCUCAGGCUGCUCCCUCGUGCUCCAUGCUGUCAGAUCAGACCACGAAGGAAGAGGAGCAGGUUGUCACUUCCUUGUGGCAGGAAGAAGAAGGAGGAGGAGGAGGAGUGGAUGCUGAGGAAGAAACAGAGGAGGAGGAAGAGGAGGAAGAACCAGUUGUGGAGAGAUUUAUUCGAUCUGAUGAUGAGGAGGAAGGAGAAGAGCAGGCAGUGGAAGUCAAGCCUGAAGAGGACGACAGCGUGCUCUCAUGCCAAACUAUCAGCCAGGCAGGUGACGACAACGUGGAAGAAGAAGAUGGGGAGAGUGAGGGAGGGGACGAGGAGGAGGCAAUCAAGCUGGAGAAGAAGUCUGAAAUGGAGGAGGAGGAGGAAGGGCGGGAGAUGAGGGAAGAGGAUGAGGAAGUCGAGACGACUGAAAGGACAGAAGUGGAGGAGGCAGAGGAAGCAGUGGAAGGAGAGGAGAGAGGUGCAGAAGAGAUGCCUGAGAUGCUUCCGGAUACGCCGGGUGAAGAAGUUCAGGUGGUGGCGCAGGAGGCGGAUGAAGGUGUGGCACUUGAAGGUGACGCCGUGUGCGCUGUAAAACUCAAAGAUGAUGAUCAAAUCCCAGCAGAGAUGAGCGAUCAAGGACUCACCACGGAGCAGAAGGAGCAAGAUUUCAACCAAAACUCUGGAGACGAGACUGAAGAAGGAGAAGACACAGUAGAGGAGGGGGCUGACCUCAGCGCGGGGUUAGACCAAUCGGAGAAAGGCGUGGGAGCGAGCCAGAGUGAUGCAGAUCAAAGCGAACAGGAGCUGGAGAGCGAGGAAGCAACGCCGCAGUCAGACACCAAACAGAUGGAGGAGUGUCCGAGUGAAGCCGCAGAGCAAGAUGACGGCUCCCCCGAGCAUUCUCCUUUGUCCCUGCGACAUCAUGAGCCUCAGUCACCAAAGAGCGAGGCCAGGAGUCCCACCAAGACCAGCACAGCGAUCGUCCACAUAAAUCUAGUUUCUCCCAGCUCAGAAAAAGCCACGUCUUUAUUCCAGCUGCCUCCAGCUGCUGCAGAUUCCAGUGACAGCGCCAGUGAGGCGGCUUCACAUGACACAGAGUCCACCUCUGCAGAUAAAGAGGAAGCUGACGCUGUGGAGGAGGAGGAAGACGAAGAAACGCAUCAAGACGCUGCAUCUCCUGCACCUGCUGAGGAAAAGACAAGCCAGCCGCCCUGCAGCCCCGAUCAGACUAAAGUCCGCUUCACGAUCGCUCCCGCCUGGCAGAGAUCGCAAAGUCUGAACCCUCCUCCUUCCCCGCCUGCUUCCGUCUCCUCCCCCUUCGCUGUCGCAUCAUCCAGCUGCGAGGAGCUGGAGACUGUGACCGAGGAUUCGGUCACGAAAGCAGAACCGGCAACUUCACCAAAGGUUGAGUUGGUGCUGAGCCCCAGUAGGGUGAAAACCGCCAAACCACAAAGCAGUGUGACACCGGCUCCACCCACGAUCUCUACUUCUGUGAGCAUUGAAGAGAGCUCAGUGAUUGUAGAGGGAAACCCGGACAAUCCCUUCGGAGUUCGGCUGAGGAAGACGUCGGCUCUGCUGCGCUUCAGCUCAGAGGAGGAAAACACAGAGCCUCCGACUGAGUCACAAACUCAGCCACCCAGCUCUAAAGUUGACUCCCCGCAGCCAGUCAGUGUUAAGCCCUCCAUCUGUCCACCGGUCAGCAUCAAACCUGCGCUGCCUAAGAAGCCAGAGGUUCAAGCUGACAGUGGAGGGAAACUGAAGCGCGUCUCAGAUUCAGUUGCGGGCCGCGCUGUUUCUGCUGGAUCUGAUCCUCCCAGCUGGAUCUCUGUGGCCAAACAGAAGCAGAAGAUCUAUAAGGAAAACUCACUGGAGGAGAUCACUGUCAAGAAGGAGGACCAAGAGAGAAAGUCUUCACUUCCAACAUACGUCUGCUCAGCUGCAAGCAAGGAGCAAGGCACCAAAACAGCUGAAACCAAAGGCAAAGGGGCUCAUUUGGAGAUGAGCAAGCCAUCAGUGUCUCCAGAUAAGGAGACCAGAAGGCCUUUCUCUCCUCCGACUCCAGUGCCGCCUCAGCCUUUAAAAUCCCAGCCCCUCCCCUGUGUUGCCCCCAAACCCUACGUCCCACCACCCCAAGCAAAGUACCCACCACAACCUAACCCUCCCCAACGAUCCCUGUCAAUACCAGAGGCUCCAAAAUCUCCUGCUACUCCGUCAUCUCCCUCUAAAACUCCGCCCCCGCUCACCUGCCCCCCAUUUCCAUCGAGGACCGCCUCGGAAAAGCCCAUCCUGAGAGCGCCGGGGCUUCCUGGACAGACGCCGCCCUCCCAGCGAAACCUGCCUCCCACGACUCUGGCCCAGGAUGAGCCCCCCUGGAUGGCACUGGCCAAGAAGAAAGCCAAAGCCUGGAGCGAGAUGCCCCAGAUAGUCCAGUGACAGGCCAGGUCAGAUUAAGAGAAACCACACGCCCCCCCCCCCGUGGGACCUGAAAGGCUCCAGGAUGGAGCAGAACCGGUUUGCACACAAACAUCUUUUAAUCCUGAGCUUCAGACUUUAGAUUGGUGUAAAAUGCCCAGCUCCACAGCUGAAGGCAGGCUCUCUUUCACUCCUUUAUUUCUGUUUUCUAAAUGACACGGUAGGACCCCGAAAGUUAACGCGUCUUACUCGAGGAGGAUAUUUUUUUGUUUGUUUGUUUGGUUUUAAAGAUUUGUAGUUUGGGAUGAGGUGCUGGAAUGAGACACCUGCAGCCUCACACCAGUACGUUUUAACUUUAACUCGGAUGAAUCCACUUCACAUCACUAAACAUUUCAGGAAAGGGAACACAGAGAUGUUAUUUUAUAUGAGAACACUUCAUUUACCCAGGACGAUGAUAAAGUAACAGAAAAAAUCUUCUGUUCUAUCUUAAGAAUGGACCUACAUGAUGCUGCCGGCCUGUGUGUGUGUGUGUGUGUGUUUAUAAUAAGGCAGGUAUAAAUGCUGAUAUAUUUGAGGAAAAUGGAAUAGUCUGUGGUCUGAGAGUGAGAUGAGGAUUACAUCCAGAGCUGUUCUUUGUUUUUUUUGUUUUUAAUCAAAUCUACUUUUAGAGAAGCACGUCCAAUCAGGUCCAUGGACACUCCUGUUUCAGGCUCGUCCGUGUAAAUUAUAUUUUUUCAUUUUCACUUUUGAUAUUUUUGAAUUCUCUUUUUGAUAUUUUGAUCAACUCCAAGCAUCCUGCAGAAAUCUCCCAAACCCCGCCCCCAAAAAGCUGAUAAUCAGUAAGCGCUGCCGCUGCGUUCACAGUCAUCUGUUUGAAAUUGUUUAAUGCAUCGCUGCGUUGCAGAGUGUUGUUGACUAUGAAUCCUUUUCCAGUGUAAAUGAAACAUAAGUAUAAAGCUACUUAGGCACUUAGAGCUGGGUUUGCUGCGGGAUGCGUCGUCUGUGUCAUUUCAGUGUCUGGCAGUAAGCAUAUGCAGAUAUGUGAUACUCGUUUUGUAUUGCCUUUUGAGAAUUUGUCUUGUACAUAAUAAUGCGCAGUAAAGAACAAAUUAUAAAGCA